AUGGCUCCGAAGAAAGAUGCGAAUCCGAACAAAGUUGUUAUCAAAGACAGCGGACACGAGAAGAAGGCGACUCCUGCGGCGCCGACUCCGAAGGCCGAAGUGACUGCUCCGCCGCCAGCCGGAGGCUUCAAACUUAUGGACGAAGUGAGUUUCAUCCAACUGAUCCCCUGAUGUUUUCCGUCGGUUUCAGGUCGAAAUGCUACGUGCCGGAUUCAAAAACAAGCACGGAGAGGCUGUGAAAACUCAGGGACAGACGAUGAAUAUUGAACUAUAA
Molecule: messenger RNA, 274 nt
Organism: Caenorhabditis sp. 36 PRJEB53466
Lineage: Eukaryota; Metazoa; Nematoda; Chromadorea; Rhabditida; Rhabditidae
Source: the annotation of a GenBank genome assembly